AUUAUUUCGGACGUUUCGUUUUAGGGUUUCACAUUGUGCUCUGCAAGAACUGAGCCAAAACCAACAUUCUUCUUCAGAAGGAACGAGGAGGGAGAACUCAACUCGCCGGUCGCAACACAAGAAAAGAUUUGGUCUGAAAUGGACAAACAGGGAGAUAAAUCUCACAAGGACCUCGAUUUGGAUAAUAAAUAUGAAGAUUUGGCCUUCAAUUUCUCUAACAGCAAUCUGGAAGGUCUGGUUGAUGAGAAUCGGGCGCUGAAACUGGAGAACGAACAGCUGAGGGGGAGAAUUGAUGUCAUGAAGCAUGAUGAGGCUGAACUUCUGAAGCAUCUAGGAUCUGCACUCGGGGAUUUGGAAGAAAAGAAAGAAAUAAUUCAGGAAAUGGAAGAGUCAACAAACACGCUCAUCAACAUGGUGAGCCGGAGCGGUAAUGAACUACAAAAAGCUCGGAAAGAGUUGAUCCAUGCAUUUAGCGAAAUAUCAAGUGGUCAUAUCAGUAUCAAGAAGAUGGGUGAGCUUCAUAUCGAGCCAUUCCUAAAAGCAUUGAAACGAAAGAAUGAAAAAUCAACCCAAGAAAGAGCUUCUAUGUUGUGUUCCUUGUGGCGGACUUGUUUGAGCAACCCCUCAUGGGUACCUUUCAAGAUAAUCCGGGCUCAGGGAAAGAAUCAGGUAGUAAUAGACGAUGAAGAUGAAAAAUUGAAAGGCCUGAGGGAUGAAAUGGGGGAUGAAGUUUAUGCAGCCGUUGCAACAGCCUUGCUGGAGAUGAAUGAGUCCAAUCCGAGCGGCAGGUAUGUCGUCCCAGAGUUGUGGAACUACAGGGAGGGAAGAAAGGCUUCAGUAGAAGAGGGAAUUCAACAUAUAUAUUGGCAGUGGCAGACCGAUAAGCGCAGAACGAGCAAUCCCUUCAUGAACAACAACAAAUGCUGAAGCAGAUGGGAUUUGGAGGACCAUGCUGUGAACGAAAUCCGGUGGAAACUAUAGCACGUUUACAUCAGAAUGCUUUUGUCCAUAGUCAAAGCUGUUUCAAACUUGUUUCGACCGCUUAGCAAGAUUAGGUACUCAUCUUUUUGCAAAUCUAGGUGAGGUAUCGUCCUCAUGUUUGUUGGGCUUGAAACUAUGAACUGACAACUCGACCUGCUUUGGUUAUUUUGAUCUGUUUGCUGCAACUUUAUGACGGUCCUUGUCUUUUCUACCGUGACCUAAUAUGGAUAUCUGUUUGAUAA
Messenger RNA from Eucalyptus grandis, 1223 nucleotides. Its product is annotated as protein INVOLVED IN DE NOVO 2. Gene Ontology annotation, biological process: gene silencing by siRNA-directed DNA methylation. NCBI's taxonomy places the organism in Eukaryota, Viridiplantae, Streptophyta, Magnoliopsida, Myrtales, Myrtaceae. The transcript has 5 exons. The record is from RefSeq and is a predicted model, not a curated record. Bases 139 to 927 code for a protein of 262 amino acids.